Molecule: messenger RNA, 8102 nt
Organism: Emiliania huxleyi CCMP1516
Lineage: Eukaryota; Haptophyta; Isochrysidales; Noelaerhabdaceae
Exons: 23
Coding region: 18-8102 (2694 amino acids)
Biological process (GO): phosphatidylinositol-mediated signaling; lipid metabolic process
Molecular function (GO): phosphatidylinositol-4,5-bisphosphate phospholipase C activity; calcium ion binding
Source: RefSeq, a predicted model, not a curated record
GCCGAGACUCCUAUGUCAUGACUGUUGCGCUGCUCUUUGCGCUCGGCAGCGCAGCCGCCAGCCCGAACUCGAGCCUCCGUCUCGGCAUCUUUGCCGAGCCGCAACCUUUCAACGCGCUCUGCCUGCACAAGACGCUCACAUGCUCGAUCCAGCCUUCUGGCAUGAUUGCCGCCUCUGCGAUGGACUCUGGGCUGCUUGACGCCGCGGUGCUCGGCUCCGUGCCUUGGGCGGCGGCGGUGUCGCGCGGUGUCGAGCUGUCCACCUCGUAUAUCGUCCACGUCAAGCACGGUGACCAGGGCCUCAUCGCAAAGAGCGUCGGGCCGAGGACGCCCUUUGACUUGGCCAACACCAAGGUGGGCGUGGUCAAGGAGUCGACGACGCACCAGGGAAUGGUCUUCCUGAUCGAGCUCUUCCAGCUCCGCAACGUCACCCUCGUCUUCGAGGACAACGCCCGCAUGCUCGAGCUGUGGGACAGCGGAGGGAUCGACGCCGCAUUCUGCUGGGGCGAGCCCUACCAGGAGCUCCUCCGACGAGUGAACGAGAAGGAGACAGCCGCUGCGCUGGUUGCCGACGCGUACAUGCUCUCGCUGUGGGGCUUCCCCACCUUCAACGUGCUCGCCAUCCGGCGCGCCUACGCGGAGGAGCCGAGCAACCUGCUCGCGGUCGGAGAGCUCAUCGGCGCGUGGGCACUGAUCGACGCGAGCUGGCGGUUCGCGGGCGGCGGCGGAGUGACGAGGUUCACGAGCCCCGCCUCGGAGUCGAGAGGGGGGCUCGAGGGUCUAGUGCCGUAUGAGUGGCGCCCCUCCUCGCCCGACGGGGCGCUGGCCUACAUCGCUGGCAUCUUGGGCCAGAACGCGACGGAUGUGGAGGUGCGGCGGGAGGUUGCGGUGGAGAUGGCGGACUUUCGGUUCGUGCGCGUCUCGGAGCAGCUGAGCUGCGACUUCCUCGACAACACGCCGAGCUGCCUCGCCAGAGGGACCUCGAGCGCCUUCGAGCGGACGCGCAGCUUCCUCUACACGCACAAGCAGCUGUACUACGCGGCCGGCCUCUUGCCGGUGGAGCCCGAGAGGGUCUCUGACCCCGCCAUCCUGCUCACGGUGAUGCUGGGCCAGUGCCGCCGCUGCCUGGAGGGUGGCGGAUCGGCCCACGGAUGCGAGGCCUGGCUCUGGUCGGAGUCAUGCGACCUCGAUGCCCUCUCAAGCCUGGAGCGUGAUGCCUCACGGCGGGCGGAGGAGCGAGCGAGACGCCGCCGCCUUGCCGCGGCGCCGCGAGAGCGAGGCGUCUCGCUGGUGCCGGCGCCGCAGCACGCCGCUGCCGCACGGUCGGGCGAGUCGCCCCUCUCGCGCUCGGCGGUGUCGGUCCUCUACACGCACCUGCAGACGCCGGAGGGGCGCAAGGGCCAGCAGGGGGCUGAGGUUGUGACGGCGGCGGAGGGCGCGGUCCGGUGCGCGGUGCGGAACCACGUUGGGAGCGGCGCCGCCGGAGUCGGCCCCUACUUCGACGUGGAGGACGACCGUGUCCGCUUCACCUCCACCUCCAACCUCGGCGAGCUCCGCGAGGGCGACUACUGCCACUGGGUCAUCCGCGCCGCCUCGCCCGCCGAGAUCGUCGAGGUGCUGUUCGACGCGUCCGUCGAGGUGUGGCCGGGCGAACAGCUCUUUGCGCUGGCCGGGUGGGACAGGGACGCGCCCCUUCUCGCGCAGCUCAGCGGGCGCGGCGGGCCGUGGCCGCCUCUGCGCGCGCACGGCGCCAUCUCCGUGUACGGGUCGACGGACCUCUCGCUGCGCUUCCGCACAAACGCGAGCGGCUGCGCGAGCCGGGAGGACUGCCACGGCGGCGUGUGCCGCUCCGACGGCCUCUGCGACUGCCCGAGCGGGUACUCUGGCGCCGACUGCUCGUAUGCGGGCAGCUGCUUGGGCGACGUCGUGUCGACGAGCGAGACGGGCAACUUCAGCUCGUCGGGCGGCGCGCUGGGCGCCGGCGAGCAAGACACGCGCUACGGCAACCUGGCCAACUGCUCCUUCUCGGUGCGCGUGCCGGGGGCGCGCUUCGUGCGCUUCCUCGUGCGGUACGACCUCGAGGACUCUCACGACUUCGUCGAGGUGCUCGGCGGCGCGCACGGCGCGCUGCUCCCCAUCGUCCGGCUGACGGGCUCGAGCGACCGGCUCGGCGCGAGCCACGCCCGCAUGCUCAACGCGGGGCAGCCGCAGCGGGUCACGGUGGCCGCACAUGAGGGCGUCGCGCAGCUGCGCUUCGCGUCCGACGAGGUCGGGCGGCGCGGCGGCUUUGUCGUCUCGUACGAGGCGGACGGCGAGCGGGCGUGCCGCUCCGACGAGGACUGCUCGGGCCACGGGCGGUGCGGGGAGGCGGGGCGGUGCGGCUGCGACGGGGGGUGGUACGGCGAGGCGUGCUCGAGCCCCUCGUGCCUCGCCUUCAACUCGGACGGCGGAGGGCGGAUCGACUCGCAGGCCGAGGGCCUUCGCGGCGGGAUCGCCGCGAUGGCCGACUGCGUGUGGCCGAUGCAGGCCGAGCCGGGAGCCGUGGGGGUGCGGCUGACUUGGGACGACUUUGACCUGGAGCCGUUCGACACUCUCGAGGAGGCGGGCGACGUCGCGCUGCUCGAGACGGCGGAUGGGCGGCCGCUCGCGCUCAAGGCGGGCGGCAGCCGGCUCGCCGUCGCCGGGCUGUGCGCCGUCACGGGCGGCGCCUUCGACCUGCUGCCCGUGGAGCCGCGCGACGCGCUCUACUUCCGCCUCCUCACCGACCGCAACGACCGCAACCAGAGCUUCCGCGGCGUGCACGCCAGCUGGGAGUCGCUCGAGGCGUGCCCCUAUGCUGACGGCUUUGGCGACGGCGCCGCCGACUGCUUUGGCGACGGCGCGCAGUGCCACUACCCCGAAGGUAACGCGCCAGGCAGCGAGGCGGCGGGGUGGUGCGAGUGCCACGGCCGCGCGUGCGCGUGCGCCUGCCGCACCGAGAGCGAGAUGCUCGAGCUGGCGGCGCUCAAGGAGAAGGUGCAGGACGCGCAGCAGCUCGUCUUCGACUCGGAGAUGAUCAUCGUCGCCGCGGUCGCCGCGCUGGUCGCCACGCUGCUCUGCCUCGUGCUGUGGAUCCGCCUCUCGCGCGCCCUCCGGCCCAAGCUCGCAAAGUACGGCCACCUGAUGCGCCGCCUGUGGCGCAUCCUCGUCUUCAACCUCAAGCGGUGGGCCCUGCGCGCGUACUCCUUUCUCCGCCGCGCGCCGGAGUGGACCGUCGGCCAUUACCUCGUCGUCUCGGAGCCGGCCCUCACCUUCCUCUCCGUCCUGCAGCUGGCGCUCCGCGCCUGCUCCAUCGUCGAGUGCUGCUACGUCGUCGCCAAGGUCAUCGAGUUCUCCCUCAGCGACGACGGCUACUUCUCGGCGACCGAGCGCAUCAUCUUCUCGGUCAACGCGUUUUACACGGCGCUCUACCUGAUGCUCGCUGUCACGGAGAUCCUCUUUUCGCGCCGCGCGGUGGCCAAGGAGUCGGCGUCCGACCUGAUGGGCGCGAGCCUCAUCUCGCUCACCAUCUCGUCGGCCAUCAACCCGGGCGACGUGUCGUACCUGCAAAACAGCUCGGCGCUGCUGGACACGGCGACCAACAGCGACACCGGCUCGCGCGUCCUCGUCGACAUCUCUGGCGCCCAGCUCCUCCCGCACGGGCUGCUCAUCACGAUGUCGUGCCUGACCAUGGGCACCAGCCUCGUCUUCCUCCUCAUCGCCGUCCGCAUGCGGCGCGAGUUCGGCUGGCGCCUCUUCUCGCGCUUCGGGCUCGACCCAAAGUCGUUCAAGAUGGUGCGCUGGCUGCGCUACUUUUGGACGCUCCUCGCGUUUGACGUCGUGAUGGCCUUCUUCGAGCUCGUCACCGUCGCGUGCUCCAUCGUCAUCGACUGGGGGCAGAACAGCGCCGCGGAGCGCGCGAUCGCGACGGGCGUCAGCGGGAUGGUCCUGCACGUCCUCUUCGACGCGCUGCUCUUCCUCGCCGUCCGGCGCGAGUCGAGGCGGCAGACCUUCUUCGCCAUGCUGUUUGGCGUCUGCUCGCCCGUCGCGUACCUGCUCUACUGGGUCUUUGUGCGGCCCGAGGAGUACGUGAUCAACAUCGACGACGAGCUGCUGCCGGCGCUGCUGUGGAUGCUGGUCGUGUACGAGGCGCACAUGGUCGCCAUCCACACCGUCUCUUCUUUUGUCCGCGUCACCCUCCUCGCGAUCGUGUUUGACCUCGUCGCGCACGUGUACGGCCACCGCGUGCAGAGCAUCGAGGACCGGUCGCGCCGCAACGACGAGCUGAAUGCGGCCGCCUCCUUCCUCGGCCUCAGCCAGAGCAGCCUGCAGGGCAUCCACCACGUCGCGCACGGCCAGGCGGUUCUCGUCGCCCUCGAGCCGGUCGACACCGAGGACGAGGCGUCGCCGCCCGAGGGGAUGGGCGUCCUCGCCGCCUUCCACUUCCAGCCGCCGGCCGACGGCAGCGGCCGCUCGGCCCUCGGCCGGCUCGACGCGGCGGCGCCCCGCUGCAAGAACGGGCCCGACAACCGGCCCAUGUCGAUGGGGGCGUGGGCGGAGGGGGAGGAGCCGCCCGAGGCGGACGACUCGCACGACCUCGAGCCGCCCGCGAGGCGGACGCUGCGCUUCGUCGGCCUCUCGCCCGAGAUCGGGAGGCUUCGCUGGGCCUUCUCAAAGUACAUCGGGCUCGACCAGGUGCUCGAGCUCGGCUACCUCGUCCUCGGCGACCAGCAGCCCCGCCUCCCCGCCCUCGCCAACGGGAAGCGCGACGCGCCCCGCGCCGACUCGCGGACGGGCGAGGCCGCCGCGCCGACGGCGCACGCGGCCGACGGCGCGGGCGCGGGCGGCGCGAUCCUCAAGCUCUGGAAUCGCGCCGUCGGCGGCAGCUUCCACAUGCCGACCAACAGCACGUCGCGCAAGGCGCUCUACCUCGUCUUCCGCGCCGAGAGCGGCAGGACGAUGCGCAUGUGGAUCGAGCCGCCCGACGCGCACUCGGCGCGGCUCUGGCUCGAGGGCAUCUCCAUCUCGCUGCAGCUCUGGCCGCAGCCGCAGGUCUCCACCUCGGAGCUGCAGUGGCUGCGCGCCGUCUUCGAGGCCGCCGACUCGAACCGCUCCGGCGUGCUCGAGCGGAGCGACUUGCGCACGCUGCUCAACGCGGCAAACAUGGCCGGGGUCGGGCGGGAGGCGCUCGAGGAGGCGUUGGGGUCGAAGCGGGUGGUGCGCGGGAUGCGGCUGGUCGGGCAGCUCAACUUUGCGCAGGCGGCGCAGCUGCUGCUGACGCUCCAGAUGUCGCGGGCCGACGAGGUCGCCGCCCUCUUCCGCAAGUACUGCGCCGAGGCGCGGCAGACCAGGUCCGUCACCUCGGCCGCAACCUCUCGCGGAGCCGGCUCCUUCGCGUCGGCCGACUCGGCGCAGCCGCGGAUGACGCUCGAGGAGUGGGCCGCGUUCCAGCGCGAGGAGCAGGGCGAGGAGAGCGAGGAGCGGGCACGCGCCCUCUUCGAGGGGUACCACCACGAGCUGCGCGAGCAGCAGCUGCGCCGCGACGGCGCGGCCCGUGACUCGACGGGCGCGGUGCUGGGGGGCGCGCUCGCGCGGAUCGGGGCGCCGGACCCGAGCUUGAGCCUCGCCGACUUCCGGCAGCUGCUCCUGCACGCGACAAACACGGCCGUCGACCAGCGCGCCACCGCGGCGGAGGCGCACGUCUUUGCGCACCCGCUCUCGCACUACUGGAUCUCGUGCUCGCACAACUCGUACCUGGUCGGCGACCAGCUCACCUCGCGCGCGUCGGCCGACAUGUACCGCCGCGUGCUGCUCGAGGGUUGCCGCUGCAUCGAGGUCGACUUGGCGGACGGCGCGGACGGCGAGCCCGAGGUGACGCACGUGCACGCGCUCACCUCGCGCGUCAAGUUCAUCGACGUGCUGCGCGCCAUCGACGAGGCCGCCUUCGAGACGUCGCCGCUACCAGUCAUCAUCUCGGUCGAGAUGCACUGCGGCCCCGAGCAGCAGCGCCGCUGCUCCGACCUGAUGCGCUCCCUGCUGCUGCCGGACGAGGCGUACCGCUACGCGGCGACGCUCACGCCCGAGAGCCUCGCCGGCCGCGUGCUGAUCAAGGGCAAGCCCGAGCGGGAGGUGGCGCCGCGCGGCCCAAAGUCGGGCGGCUCGUCGUCGGCAGAGGCGGUGUCGGGCGCCUCGCGCCUCCGCUCCUCCCUCGUCGCCUUUGCCGGCUGCCGCGGCUCCGUCGCCGAGGCGCGCCACGAGCCGCAGGAGGACACCGAGGAGCCGAGGGCGGCGCUCGAGUAUGAGGCGUCGGGGGCGUCGAUGGCGGAGGCGGCGGGGGCGUCGCUGGCGGAGGCGGCGGGGGCGCCCCACGCGAGCGUGUCGCUCUCCCCGCACGCCGCGGCGAGCGACUCCAAGGCGCCCUCCCGGCUGCGGAGGCGCUCGCGCGUCAGCAUCGUCAUCCCGAGCAGCCCGGUGCGGCGGCGCCGCGGCAGCUCGGACGAGUACACCGGCGGGUCGGUCGACUCGUCGAGCGCGCGCGUCAGCCCCCGCGGCAGCCUGGUGGACGCGGGCAGCAUCGUCGGCAGCCUCGGCACCUCGCUCGGCGACCCCAGCGCGUACUGCUCGACGUACGAGAGCAGCGGCGGCGCGCCCGGCUCCUCGCGGCCGCGCAGCUCGGUGCUGCAGGUCGGCGCGCGCAAGCUGCUCCGCAAGGUGAAGACGCCGGUCGAGCUGGCCAAGCGGCAAAAGGGCGUCGCGCGGUACGUCGACCCGUCGAUGCUGCGUGUGACCGCGAUCCGCUCGUGCGCGAUCGACAAGGCCAACGGCCCGUGGCCCAUCCCGAUCAUCUCGGCGUCGGAGGACCGCAUGGCGGCCGUCGAGCAGUACGGCCUCGGCGAGGACGGGCCGCCGCACGAGCUGUUUGCGAGGCGGCUGGCGCGCGUGUACCCGGCGGGCACGCGCGCGGGCACGCGCGUCACGUCGGACAACAUGGACCCGCUCCCCUCCUGGCGGAUGGGCGCGCAGAUGGUGUCGCUCAACUACCAGACGAACGACACGCCCGUCCAGAUCAGCCGCGCCCUCUUCGCGCUCGACAACGGGUUCGGCUACGUGCUCAAGCCGCCGGAGCUGCGCGGCGGCGGGGGCGGCGCGGAGUGGCCGCCCUUCCGGCCGAACCUGCAGCGCUUCUCUGUGCGCCUCCUCGCCCUCCACCGCCUCCCCACGCGGAGAGAGCAGCGCCCGGCGCUGGAGGCGGCGCCGCACCACGCCUACGAGUCGGCGCUGAGCGGCGCGUCGGCGCCGCCCGACCCGGCGGGCCCGAUCAACAACGCCACCAUCUCGGUGGAGCUGCACGCCAUCGGCGGCUUCUGCUGCGUCAGCCGCACGCUGCCCCUGCCCGCGCGCCCGGCGCAGCGAGCCACCGUCUCCGCCUCCGCCGCCGGCAAGUCGGCGCGCCACUCCACGCUCCACUGCCUCGCCGCCGAGCCGCGCGCGACCGUGCUGCGCGCGUGCGUGCACGACGGCGAGACAGUCGUGGCGUACGAGGCGGUCGUGCUGGGCGCGCUCCGGCCCGGCUACCGCUCGCUCUCGCUGCGCAGCCGCCUCGGCACGCAGAUCCGGCUCUGCUCGCUGCUGGUGCACAUCGAGCGGGGCGAGGAGCCGAACAUGUGGGCGGAGGCGCGCGAGCUGCGCGAGGCGCUCGCGCAACGGGACGAGGCCAUCGAGCGGCUGAACGCGGAGCUGGCCGCCGCGCGCCGUAUUGGCCGCCACCCACGAUGGCGAAGGGGGCGCCUCCGCCUCUGCGGCAACGUGGUGAUCGCCGCCGAGCUGCUCCUCUUUGCGGCGCCGGUCACGUACGUGCCGAAGCUCUUCUUUGGCGCCGUCCUCACCUUCAUCGCCGCGGACCUCCUCGUGCACCCGACCGAGUAUGCAAUCAUCCUCCUCACCUUCGGCGCCAUCAACUGCUUCGGCCUCGAGGUUGGCAUGUGCGGCGGCGUGCUCAUCGCCACGUGCCACUUCAUCGUCGACUACGCCUCCGCGCCCGUCGUCCGACGGAUCGAUGUGCGCUCGACCGUGCUGCGCUCCUGA